CGUCAGUAGGAGUUUGAACAUCGAAGGAGCGAGUAAUGGAAUAGCCGAAGAGAGUGCAGGGAGUGGAAGAACCGCUAUUUAGCGAAUUUGUUUUAGCCACCACCGUGUCGUCACCAUUUUUUGCAGUCCAGUUGUUUUACUGCUGCAAAAAAAGCGGAUCAACGCGCGCGGCAAAGUGCAUCCGACCAACCGACCUGCUACGAUUUUAUAUCUGUGCGUGGGAGACCGUGUCUGCGAUCCUUUGUACGACAAAUUUCAAGUUACGGGAUCGGGAUCGUGUUUUUCUCGGUGUGUAUUUUCCGUCGAUGAGUCGCGACCGCGUACGUGCGUGUGUGUGAGUGAGUCGACACCGAAAAAAGGCUAAAUUUUCGAUGAAGAGGUCAGCAAAUUGAUUUGGCGAAAUUUUUUGGCUUUGGAGAAGAAAAAAGUCGCAAUUUGUAAGCGGUAGGAAGAAAAGCAAACCAGCUAGCGAAGGAAAGAAGAAGCAGCAUCGUGUGAAUAUCUGUUGGUCGCGCACAUAAAGGAAAAGUUUUUUUUUUUUGGUGCCGCUGUAGUGGUGCGUUUACCAUAUCUCUCUCACCAAUACACCCAAACCCGAAAUUGCGUGACGACGAGUUCGAUCGCUCUACUCGGGACACCAAAACAGCCACGGCCUACUGUGCUGCUGCUGUGUGAUGGUUUGGCUUGCAUGAAUCGGAUGUCGGAGUCGUCAUCUUGAAAUCCCGGAGAUCACGUACCCACUCUUGAGUUGUAUUUUUCCUCGCGCGACUCGCGGGCUAAAGUCGGAGUAACGAAAAACGAGGUUAGAGCGCGCUGACUUUGGUUUUGUAGCCGGAGCACAAAGUAGGGCGACGAUUUUGUCUGUUUUUCUCUGCGUGCUUGCGAGGAAAAGCCAACGGAAGAAAAAAAGCCAGGUUGUCCCGGGUUCCAGCUUCCGCGUCCCUACUGACAGUGUUUUUUGAAGAGUUCAAACUUCGGGUCGAAAGAGGAAAUCAACGCCGCAGCCAUGGUGGAACGGAUUGUCGAAGAAACAGCUGAAGCAAAUAUAGAUUCGCGAAACGCCGCCGAGGUAGCCCGGUACAGCAGCGAGGAGAUAUCGGGCAAUGAGUCAAACGAGGUGCGGAUGACCGAUGCGGAGCGCCAGGCCGACUUCAACCGCCACAAGGAGGAGAUGAAGCGCAAGCGACGCAGGAAGAAACGGGCCAGCUCGUCGAUGCAAUCAUCGUGCUUCCAAGAGUUGUACAAGCUGACCGGCGAGGUGCUUGGUGAGGGCGCGUAUGCUUCGGUCCAAACGUGCAUCAACAUCUACACAGAGCUGGAGUACGCGGUGAAGAUCAUCGACAAGAUCCCGGGUCACGCCAGGGCUCGGGUGUUCCGUGAGGUGGAAACGUUCCACCACUGUCAGGGCCAUCCGAAUAUCUUGCAGCUAUUGGAAUUUUUCGAGGACGAGGAAAAAUUUUACCUAGUGUUUGAGAAGAUAAACGGCGGACCGCUGCUGACCCGCAUCCAGGAGAACGUGUGCUUUUCCGAGUACGAUGCGGCCCAGAUCAUUAAGGAGAUCGCCUCCGGGUUGGACUUUCUGCACAAGAAAGGCAUCGCCCACCGGGACCUGAAGCCGGAGAAUAUCCUGUGCGUCUACCCGGACAAGCUGUGUCCGAUCAAGAUCUGUGAUUUCGAUCUCGGCUCUGGGAUCAAGUUCACCACUAACAUUUCGUCGCCGACGGCCACGCCGCAACUGUUGACGCCGGUCGGAAGUGCCGAGUUUAUGGCGCCGGAGGUGGUGGACCUGUUCGUGGGUGAGUCGAACUACUACGACAAGCGGUGCGACCUGUGGUCGCUGGGCGUGAUCGCGUACAUUCUGCUGUGCGGUUACCCGCCGUUUUCUGGCAACUGCGAGCAGGACUGCGGCUGGAACCGGGGCGAAAACUGCCGCACCUGUCAGGAGCUGCUGUUCGAGUCGAUCCAGGAGGGUCGGUUCAGCUUCCCGGAGAACGACUGGAUCGACGUGAGCGAAGAGGCUAAAGACUUGAUCCGGGGCCUGCUGGUGAAGGAGGCGCCCAAGCGGCUCAGUGCCGCCGCGGUUCUCAACCAUCCGUGGAUUAAAAUCACCGACGAGGGCGACUGCGUCGACGGGGUGAACUCUAGCGCGAUCAAGGAGAUGCAGCGCCGGCGGGUACUGAAAACACCGGGCAUCAUUCGACGCAAUCAGUCGGCCCGAGAACUGUCGCACUUUGCCGAGUCGGCGAUGGCCGUGAAGCGCGUCAUUUUGCAGCAUUUCUCGAUGCGCUACGAUUACAUGAACAAGGAGCGGCCAAAUAUCUAUCAACCAGCAGAUAUCGUAGUGCCAUCGACAAAUUGUGAACCUGAGGUGGCUUUGGUGGCCGGUCCCGAGAAGCCCCAGCAGCAGGACACUUUGGUGGUUCGAACUGAACCACAGCCUUGUCCUCCAUCGGUUGCCCGGUCAAGCUCCGUUAUUCAGGUGCAGCAAAAGACCGGUGGUAGUGGUGAACGAUACGAUGCGGACGAAGACGUUGGUUCGCUGACGCCCUCUCCCUCGACGUCACCGUCGUCCGUGUCUUCGUCCUCUUCAGCAUCUUCUACUGAUGUUCAGCGUUGUGAAGCCGACGCUGUGUACAUCCCCAUCAAAAAGUCAUCUUCGACUUCUACGCUUACGCCGGACGCGUCGCCGGAUACUUCGGCUCCUUCUCUGGUCCAAGCUGCCACCGUCGUCGCGGAUGGCAUCGAUUCCAUCACCUCAGCAGUACAACAAUCACAAAAACAGCAGAACCAGCCAGAGUCGCCGCUGGCAGUCAUCAGGGAGAAGAGCGCUCCUCCGUCCAUCUCGUCCAGCUCGGUUAAGAUUCCGCCGGAGCAAAACUGGCGAUAUCGGGGCCGCGACGACGAUGCACACAAGUUUAAGCAUCCGUCGUCGAUUCUGGGCCCGAGCUACAACAAUUCCUCCAGGGCACGGUACAAUCAGCAGCAGCCGCCCCAGCAGUACCGGAACUUUGGAUCGUACAACAAUUACUACCACAACAAUCAGUACAACCAGAACGGAGGCAAUGGCGGCGGCGGAAGUGGCUCCGGAAAUCAUCAUAAUCAGUAUCGGAACGGCGGGUCAACCGGAGGCGGCGGCGGCGGCGGCAAAUCUUACUCCUAUCGCCAACCGAAGAGCAAUAAUAACGAAACGGGUAGCAUCGAGAUCCGUUCGCAGCCGCAGCAGCAGCAGCAGUCAUGGCGUAGCCGUCAGAGCAACUUCUACAACGAUGACGACGACGAGCUGGCCGACGGAUCGCCUCACCGCCAGGGCACCGGCUAUAGUACCAACAAUGCACGGACACAAUCGGCCAAGUCGGAUGCACCGGGUUACAUCCAUGGCACAUCUAUCAACAACAAUCCUAAUCACCAUCAGUACAAUCGUGGAGUAGCGGGAGUAACGACUACCAACAACCGGGUUAGUGUCACCGGCGUGGUCGGUGGCGGCAACUAUCGUCAGCAGCAGCAGCAAUAUCGCGAGCCGAUUCCAGCGGCUGGACAUGGAAUGAUGAUGCUCUAUGACGACGGGGCCGGCAGGGGACGGACGGACGGAAUUGGAGGAGGAGGGCGCAAGCCGACACAAAAUAUAAAUACUUUGAACUGUGAUCCAAUAACAAAUAAUACUACUAAUAAGUAUAAGCAUAAUCCUACACACUCAAACACAAUUGUUACCGCUCUGAAGCGAGAGACGAAGAACGGCUACCAGUCGAUGAUUGGGGCGCUGCGCAUCAGCGACAUGUACGACGAAUACGGCUGCAACGGCAACAACGCCGGCCUGACUGUUGGCCUCUCGCCGCCGAACGAGUCCUUGCUGAUGCAGCGCCGACUCUCGCUGAAAUCGCGCAGCAUUUGCAACCCAUCGACGGAUUCCAUUCAGCAGCAGCAACAACAACAGAAAAACAAUCAUCCAUCAUCACCACUACUACAACAAUACAAAUACAACUAUUAGCAGCUGAAGCAGCAGCAGCAACAACCACAUCAGCGCCAGACGCCAAACAACAUCAUCACGACAAAGAGUGGUUGAGCGCUGCCCCGAAUGCGCGCUGGAAAGCCGUUUUUUCCUCCUCUCAAAUCUCAUUUCUCUACUGCUUUUCUGUUUCACUCUCUCUGCGCGGAAUUGUUUUUUUUUUCUUUUAGAGUUCUGUUUCCCAUUUUCAUCCGAUUUCUCCGGCCAAGAUGAUUAUUUUUUUGAAAUUGUAAAAAUUCACUUUUACCCUAUUUUAUAUCUUUAAUUGUAAAGGUAGCAACACUUUCAAAAAUGAUUUACAAAAGCAAACGCGUUCAGGAGUAACAAUCUUUAUUUUUUCCACUCUCUCUUAAGUUUGCUCUACAUUAUAUGUUUCGAACGUGUAGUACAAUGGCAGCAAAAGGAAGAAGGAUCAUCAAAUAAAAAAAAAAGAAAGAAUGCAUACACAAAUAUUUUGGAACGAUAACCGCGAUGCGCACUGGUUUGAAAAUUAACACAACAACAACGACCUACCUUCAUUAACACACACACACACACUUUGUACGUGACGCAUAAUUCCCAAACCAGCAACAGGUUGAGUUUGUUUUACUACCUUAAAGAGUGCAGUGCAGUGCGCGACUUUCCCCCCCGUCUUGAAGAAGAUAAUUGUUGUUAUUUUGCUGUUAUUUUAAAAUAUCGUUCACCCCACAAAGAUAGAGAGAGAUGCUAACAGGAAAACGGGAGGGGGGAAAGCUGAAAGGCACUAUCUCUUAAACAAGAAUAAACCACAAUAAAGAAGGGGAGAGAGAGGCUAGAAGACAGAAAAAGAAUCAAAUUCUUGAAAAAAAAAAAAAGUUACAUUUAGUAACAUGUGAAUGCCAUUGCUUGAAUUCUGUGACAACAACAAAAAAAAACCAGCAACAAUUGUACGAAAAAACCAACCGAAAUCAAGCGUUAAACCAAACAACACACACUUACACAACAACACACACACAAGUACACAUUAUUUAGCAGCUAAGUGAAAAGAUAUGAAAUCAGACAGGAUCGCCUCUCGAACAUGGUUGUCGAACAAGUGUGUCGACAAACGGCCGUUGUAUAUGAAACUUUUUGUUUUUUCAUUAUUUAAUUGGAAAUAAAUCAACUACACACAAAAUUGCGCAGAAACGUUGUGAGCGAUGAUAUUAUCGAGGUUCGAUAGCGAUGACGAUAAAUAUCCCGUAGUAGGAAAUAAUUGGAGUGAUUUAAAUAAAAUGCGAUAUUCCGUGAAAAAGUGAGUUGGGUUGGGAAAAACACAGUAAAUUUGAAUUCGUGGGUGUUAUUGCACUCGAUCGUAUUUUCUCGUCGAAACUACGAUCGAAAUUUGUAACACAAUUUUUGCGUUUGUUUUUAAUUGAUACGAUAAAAGAACCUAAAUAAGACUUAGAUACGGGAUGUAGGAUCGUAUAAAAAUACAGUCCAAAGACGAUUAUUAAGCCGUUAUAAGGGCCACGUUGAAAUUCCAAAAAUUGUAAUAUUCGUGGUUAAAAAAAAAGAUUUCGAAAAUUAAAAAAAAUCUACUUUUAUUAUUAUUUAAUUUGUAAAAAAAAUUGGAAAUAUUUUUUUUUAUUUUGAAAAUUAAAAAAAAAAUUAAGUUUUUGAUUUCUUUUUGGAGAUUUCUUUAAUUUUUUUGAAAUUACUGAGAUAAAAAAAAUAUAACUUUGAAACGUUUUUUUAUAGAUUUUUUUGAAAUUUUUUGGAUCUCAAAAUUUUAUAAAUUGUUUUUUUUUUAAUUUUCUGGUACUUUUAAUUAUUUCAAAUGAAAAAAAAAAACACUUUUGAAAGCUGAUGUUCAAAUGAUGUUAUUUUUGAAUUUACAGCCCCGACUCGAUUAUCCCAAGACCUUUGAGAAAAUUCUCUUCGGGUAAUCGAAUCACAAAAAAAAUGUUUUUCGUUGUUCAGUUUUGAUUGUUGAAAGUAUGACCCCGUAAACUGCUCUAACGCGAUUUAGAUUUUUUAAAUCCAAGAUGGCGAUGAUGAAUUAUUGAAAAAUUGCAUUUUCCAAUUGAAUAGUCAAUCAACCAGUCAAAUUUUACUACAAUGGGGUCGCAGAACUCAAUUUUGAUGUUUAAAAAAAGAAAAUGUGAAGAACAUUUUUUUUGUUCAUGAAUCGAUUAUCCGAAGUACCAUACCCCAUACCUUCGGAUAAUCGAACUUCGAAUAAUCGAAACUUCGGAUAAUCGAGUCUGGACUGUAUUACCAUAGCUUAUUAAAUAAUCGUGGAAUUUUAACGUUAUCGUCACCGGUCCUACGAAAACCAUCAUCGUUAUCAUAAUUAUUGGCGAUAAUUUUAUCGACCAACGUUGGAAGCGUAUUCAUUGGGUUUGUCCCAGUCAAAAAGCUUGAUGUGUAAAAACGGGUACUUUUCGGCUAAAACUGGCUGUGAACAAUAAAAAAAACUAGCUCUUAAAAGCUGUAUUUCACAACAAAAAAAAAACCCAUUUUUUUAUUUGAGCCCCACCAAGUUUAAAACAAACACGACGCAAAAAUAUCUUCAACUGAAAUUUCUCAACUUUCGACGAGCCAUCCAGGCAAAGAUACUAGGGAGUUGGUUUGAUUGAUAAGUGUCUAUUCAAAAAGUUCUCUUAUUUUCGCCGUCGGUAUCAAUCGAAGCAAGCCGCAGAAAUGGACUUGUUUUGUCGAUAACUUGAAAUAUUGUUUCACCUAGCAAUCGAUUUUCAAACAAAGCAAAAGGAACACUUCCAUGCCGUUAUUCAACACAAUUUCCUAAACUCGUCGACAUGCCAACCAAGCUGUGAUGUUACGAAGUGAGCUCAGUUGACAAAUGUCCAUCAGCGAUCUCUUGUUUGCGCGAUCGCCUUUGCUGCCGCAAGGCAUUGUAUAAUGUUUACGAUAACAAUGCUUUCUUUCUCAACCGACCUGAACGCAUGAAUCAUUCCACUACUAGUCAUCUUUUGAUUGGCUCAGUCGGCCCUGUUAACCGCCAAUCUAUUGUGCCGUUGCUACGCUACUUAAAGUCGUUUUUUGUUUAAAUUUUUCGCGUGAGGGUUAAGAAUGCUUUCUUUUUCCCUUUUCAGCAAAAUGCUCAUUUUUGGGGGAAAGAGAAAUCAAAAACGUUACGCUUCGGUAAGCGCUCAUAGAGUGGGUCUUUGUUACUUAAAUUUGAAUGUUUUCACCUUCCCUUUACUGUUUGUACUGUGCCAAUUGAUUAUAACAAAAAAAGUUUGUUUUGUCCUUCCUUCGUGGAUUGUGCUUAAAAGAUUAACCAGAACCCAGUGCUUUUCGUUGCAGCGAUUUUAAUGUAAAAUGUAGAUUUGCUGUCGAAUUUAAUGGUAAAAGAAUGAACAGAACCAUGAAAUAUGUUUGGUACAUAAACUGCAUUUGAAAACAACAAAAAAUCUAAUUCUAUCAAUAAUUUUGAGAAAAAAAAUCACUCUUAAUAUCUUCCAAAGCCUAUCCUUUGAACGCACAGAGGCAGACUAGCAAAUAUUUAUUUUCUUAUCAUUUCCACAUUAUUGUUUGAAAAUACGCAUAAGUUAGGAACAAUUUGGAGCUACAAGAAAAGAAAUUAAGCAAUAUUGAAUAGUACAUUGGUCUAAGUCUAAUUGUAGAAGCGUUAGCAUGUUUCUGUUCAAUUGAAUUACUAAAAUAUCUUCUUGUUUUUGUAGAAGAAAAAAACAUGGAAAACAUAUAAAAAAAAACAAAGGAAACAGAUAAGACUGGAUUCAAAAUUCCUUUUCAACCUUCCGAAACAUGGAAAAAACAACACUAUAAAUGCAGUUAGACAGCCGCACUUUGAAGAGCUAGCAAACAACUUCAAUGGACACUGUAGACGGAUUUUUUGCAUCUUUCUGAUGCGGGCAAAUCAAUCCAUCAAAUUGUCCACAAGUUGUAUUGUUAGUCCGGCCUGCAAACAAUUGAACUCUACAAACUCUAAAUAAAACGAUUGCAAAUAGUUGAAUUGUUACGAUUUGCCUCAAAAGUAACAAUUUCCGAAAACACCCACACAAAUACGAUUGUGUCGUCGAAGGCAUACUCUCGAAACUGAAUCCAAAAGUCGAUGAAAAUUCCGUAUUCAAAUCCCACAAAAUCACACAUACAAACAACGAACCGUUUCGAACAGCAAAAAAAGGAAUAAUAAAAACAAAAACAUGUUCAACAAAAGAUAAAAGGUGAAAACACAAGAAAACGGUACUCUCCACAUUUAUUGUACAAUAAGGCAAAAAGAAAACACACACACUUUUUAAAUUACACGAGAAGCAAAACAAAGAAAACAUAAGCGACAGAUGUUUAAGAAUAAAAACAGAAUGUGAAAAAUGUGAGAUGAGGCAGAUGAAGAGAAAAAAAAAUCACUGAAUAAUUAUUUCCAAGUUAUAUUUUUAUACAAAAAAAAAGUCAAAGCAAAAAAAAGCGAAAAAGAAAAACUAACCAAAAACAGCACAUAAAAAUACGAAAAAAAUGAAGUAAAAAAGAGAACUAAAAUUAUAUAUUACUUACAUUAAUAAGGAUCCCAAAUUUAAUCUACAAACACAACAAAAACAAACAAAAGAAAAAUCAUGCUGAAUUUAUCACAGAAACACAAACAAACAAAACAAAGAAGAGGAAUACAUUUUGCAUUGUUGCCAUAUAUUUUUUAUUAUUGUGUUAAGAUUAUUGCGAGAGGAAGAGACAGAGUCAGAAUGGCCCGUGACGACAUUUGCGCUGCCGUUCCACACAGAACUAAGUGAACAUUUUUUCUUUCAGGCACUUGAACUUUUUUCACAAAUUCAUCAAGUGGUGCUGCACGUGCGAUUUUACGCGCGUGUGCUCGCCCUGGUGAUGUUUCCCAAAUUUGAUCCAAUUUGAAAAUGAAUGUUUCGUAUGAAAGCGGUGCCAUCCCCUUGUCCCGGUUUGUGAUUGUUUUGUUUCCAAGCUGAGGUGAAGGGGGGAAAAGCGCUCUCAAAAAUUACAUCCAGAUACAGAAAGAAGCAAAAAUGAACGAAGAAGAUAUUUUGGUUGGAAAGUAAGAACAAGAUUUUUCGAAAUAAAAUUUGUAUAUUUUUUGCAAUUCAUCAAA
This is a messenger RNA of Culex pipiens pallens (northern house mosquito), 9035 nucleotides long. It is a transcript of the gene Lk6, whose product is annotated as calcium/calmodulin-dependent protein kinase type II subunit gamma. Gene Ontology annotation, cellular component: cytoplasm; nucleus. Gene Ontology annotation, molecular function: calmodulin binding; ATP binding; calcium-dependent protein serine/threonine kinase activity. Lineage: Eukaryota; Metazoa; Arthropoda; Insecta; Diptera; Culicidae. The transcript has 6 exons. Gene Ontology annotation, biological process: peptidyl-serine phosphorylation; intracellular signal transduction; protein autophosphorylation. The record is from RefSeq and is a predicted model, not a curated record. Bases 1007 to 3985 code for a protein of 992 amino acids.